UACUUACUGAAAAUAACUACCUAUUGAUUAAUGGGUUUCUAUACUUUCGAUAAAUCAAUUGUUUCAAAUAACAAAUUUUAUUUUUAUAUAUAGCUUUAGCUAAGUUAGCAAAUCGAAACAAAUAAAUAUUACCUUUUGUAUAAGCUAAAACAAAACAUUUGCGAUAGUGGCGUUAAGACUUAUAAUGAAACAAAAUUGAUAUUAAAUCUCAAAUACUAAUAUUUAUGAUUAACUAAGUGCUGAAUUGCACUUGGAAAAUUGACAUACAUAGCCGACAAGUUAAGAAAGUUUAAAAAUGAAACAUAAAAUUUUACAAAAUAUGACUGAAAAGUAACUGUUAUCCAAUGUUUAUAUAUGUGAUGUGAGCAUAUUUGUUCUUUGUUUAAUAUACGAGGCUUAAGUAAUCCAAAAUGUCAAUACCGCCCGUGGAUUUUAGUGUGCCGCCGCCAACGUUUAACAUACCUCCGCCAGUAGGGCCUCCUCUUACUCCUUCCUUGGCUUCAUCUCAACCAAUAUAUAACCACCCACCUCCAUUUUUACCUCCAGGCCAUCCCACUGACAUACCUCCUCCAACUUAUCUGAAUAUAUCAUCUGUUCCCCCAGUUAAUGUGAAUCCUAAUGUGUCAAUGUAUCCUCCACCAUCUAUUGAUACUUCAGCACUAUACUCAUCUAUGCCUCUGGGUUCUACUUACCCUCAUUAUUAUAAUAUGCAGUUACCAAGUUAUAAAAAUUAUGGUACCUCUGUUUCUUCUGUUACUACACAUAAUCCUCAAAAAACAACAACUGGAUUAUCUGAAAACAAUUACUAUAGUAAAGACUCAAGAAGCCUUGAAACUGAGCGUCGCAGCAGAAGCUAUUGUAGCUCUUCAAGAGAAUAUUCAUCAUCAUCGAGAUCUAGAUAUUCUCCAUACCGGGAUAGGAGUUAUGAUAGAAGUAGUAAAUAUGAUAGAGGAAGAUCAAAGUAUCGACAAUCAAGUCGUAGUCCAAGUCGUCAUAGCAAAAGUCCUUUAAAAUAUAAGCAGAGAGAGAAAGAAGAUUAUUAUAUCAGAGAAAAAUGUGUUGAGAGAAGACGUGAAUUUGAGAGCCAGAGUAAAAGUUCUUCUAAUUACAGAGAUCACAGAAGUCAUAGUCGCAGUUUUGACAGUCAUGAUGAAAGAAGACACUAUAAAAGCGCAGACAGAUAUAGACCUCCCUCUCAUUUUAGGGAAUCACAUUCACAUAGCAGUGUGAGAGAGUUAUCAUCAAGAAAUUCUCGUGAUACCUCGGUGCCAAAACCUUUAACUGAUCGUGAAAAAAUUUUGAUUGAUUAUCAGAAGAACUAUUGUCGGACUUCAGAAGACUUUGUAAGAAAAAUGGAAGAAUGGUCAAAGGAGCAUAACUCUGAUGAUGAAGAAAAUUCGAAAAUGUGGUACAGAAGCUCACCUGCUGAGCUUUACUAUAAACCUUCAGAUGACGGUAUCGGUGUUCAGCAGACUAAUAGGUUAAAGAAAAUUUGUGAAAAGUUUUUCAAGAACCUUAUUGAAAGAGGAAGAAAUGCAAGACCCGCAGAAGACGAGCUGCCUCCUUUAAAGCCACCAAGAGUGAAAAUGUGCAAGCAUAGAACGGAAGAUAAAAGUUCCUCGUCGUCAGAAAGUGAUGAGAGUGUGGAUGAAGAGGGCUUGCAAGGUUACACAGACAGAAUCAUGCUGGAGUUACAAAGAAAGCAAAGCCACCCAAGAAGACUUCACCCUGAAUUAUGGUUCAACAACUCGGGCGAGAUGAACGGCGGCCCGCUGUGUCGCUGCAGCGCGCGUGCGCGCCGGCUCGGCAUCCGCCACGGCGUGUACGCGGGCGAGCGCUCCUUCCCCAAGUGCGUGCCCACCGAGAGCAACGUCGGCAAGCUCUACCACUACUGCAUAACGGUAUCACCUCCGACAAAUUUUCUUAUAAAAGCGCCGACAAUUAUAGGACACGACGAGCACGAAUUCUUAUUCUCGGGAUUUUCAAUGUUUUCACAUUACAAGCUGGCAAAACUUCCGAAAUGUAAAGUCAUAAGGUUCAAUAUUGAAUAUACGAUAUUGUACGUCGAGGAACCAGCGCCCCAAAACUUCACCGUGGAAGAAUUAAAUUUAUUUGAGGAGUACUUAUUCACGGAGUUAUUAGAACUCGUAGAUUUAGAUUUGGGCAAAGGUUCUGAAGAUUCCUGCUCGCAGUUCCACUUUAUGCCCCGAUUCAUUCGAUAUCUUCCUGAAGGCGGAUGUGAGGUCCUGUCAAUGUGCGAGGUACUGAAAUUUCUACUAAACGAAAGCGGCUUACUCGUCCCCCCGGAUAUGUUGUCGGAGUACCAUGACAUGGACCAUUAUAGUUGGCAAAAGUUUGUCGACAGGAUUAAAGGUAUGAUAGUUACGUAUCCCGGUAAAAAACCGUGUUCAGUCCGCGUUGAUCAGCUGGACCGAAGCCCGACUAUAAAAAUCGGAGAAGUAAAGGAUCCCUCGGAAUUGAAAAACUAUUAUCCAGAAAUAGUACAUUUCGGUAUAAGGCCACCCCAAUUGAGUUAUGCUGGCAACCCUGAAUACCAAAAGGCAUGGCGUUAUUACGUAAAAUAUCGUCAUCUCAUAGCCAACAUGGCAAAACCGUCGUCCGUAGAACGCCAAAAAUUAGCUGCCAAAGAAGCGAGAUUGCAAGAAAUGAGAACACAGAGUAAAAUGAAAAGAGAUGUCACAGUUGCCAUAUCUUCUGAAGGUUUCUAUACCACAGGACUUAUGUGUGAUGUGGUCCAGCAUGCCAUGUUAAUACCGGUUCUAGUGAGACACCUACGAUUCCACAAAUCUCUAGAAAGCUUAGAGGAAAAGAUAAGCUAUAAGUUCAAACAGAAGGCGCUCUUGCAAACGGCCUUGACCCACCCUUCGUAUAGGGAGAAUUUUGGAACUAACCCCGACCACGCUAGAAAUAGUUUGACUAAUUGUGGUAUACGACAGCCGGAGUAUGGGGACAGAAGGAUACAUUACACAAGGAAGAAAGGCAUCGUGACCCUCAUAAACAUAAUGUCUCGCUUCGGUAUGACCAACGAGACAGAAUCCGAUAUAAAACACAAUGAACGUCUCGAGUUUCUCGGAGACGCAGUGGUCGAAUUCAUAUCCUCCAUACAUUUGUUCCGAAUGUUCCCGGGACUCACGGAGGGCGGCUUAGCGACGUAUAGAGCUUCUAUUGUGCAGAACCAACACUUGGCUCAGUUAGCGAAGAACAUAGGGCUGGAGCAGUACAUGCUGUACGCGCACGGGUCGGACCUGUGUCGCGAGGUGGUGAUGCGCCACGCGAUGGCGAACUGCUUCGAGGCGCUCAUGGGAGCGCUGUUCCUCGACGCGGGGCUGGAGGUCACGGACAAAGUUUUUGGGUUAGCGCUCUGGUACUUCGAGCCUGAUCUACUGGAAGCUUGGUCGAAGGAGCGACCGCAUCCGUUGCAAGAUCAAGAGCCGUUGGGCGACAGGAAAUAUAUUAAAAACUUUGAGUUCCUACAGAAGUUGACCGAAUUUGAAGAAAGUAUAGGAGUUCAGUUCAAACACAUACGUCUGUUAGCACGUGCGUUUACUGACCGUUCAGUUGGAUUUACACAUCUGACCCUAGGAUCGAACCAGCGCUUGGAAUUCCUCGGCGACACAGUGUUGCAACUAGUCGUAUCCGAUCGACUGUACAGACACUUUCCGGACCAUCACGAGGGGCAUUUAUCUCUCCUCCGUUCAUCUCUAGUCAAUAACCGAACUCAAGCAAUGGUGUGUGAUGACCUCAAUAUGUCGGAAUACGCGAUAUAUAAUAAUCCUAAAGCCAAACCCACAACAAAGAAACACAAGGCAGAUUUGCUGGAAGCAUUCCUGGGUGCUUUGUAUAUAGAUAAGAAUUUAGAAUACUGCCAGGUGUUUUGCAACGCGUGCUUGUUCCCACGUCUGCAAGAGUUCAUCUUGAACCAGAACUGGAACGAUCCGAAGUCCAAACUGCAGCAGUGCUGCCUCACUCUGCGUUCCAUGGAAGGGGGAGAGCCUGACAUACCGCUUUACAAAGUGAUCGAGUGCCUGGGCCCCACCAACACGCGCGUGUACACGGUGGGCGUGUACUUCCGCGGCGAGCGGCUGGCGGCGGCGCGCGGACACUCCAUCCAGGAGGCCGAGAUGAACGCGGCCGAGCAGGCGCUCAGCUGCGCGCACGAAUUAUUUCCGCAAUUAGAUCAUCAAAAAAGAUUGAUUGCGAAGACGAUGCGGAAAAAGAAAAAUCGUCAUAAGGGCAACAAUAAAAACUCGAAACCAGAAAAGGAUUCGUUGUUCCAAAGAAAGAUUAACGACGAAAAUGCGCCCAAAGCCUACAGACUCGGAGCCCAAGAAGAGGAAAGUUCAGAUGAAAGCGUUCGGGAACCGUCGGACACGGAGCAGCAAGACCCAGAAGAUCGAGAAUCCAACGACGAUUCUGGUUUAGACAGUGAUUCAGCAACCGUCAACGAUAAGUUUGAAAACAUACAAGUUAGCAGCCUUCUGACUGACAUGGAGAAGUUACGGGAGGAUCUAAUAAAAAGGAACGAAUACGACAAAUUGUUGGAGAAAUGCCGCAGGCUUGACUCUGAUGAUGACUAGUUCUUCGGGUCUAAUGGGAAAAACUUAUUUAAUGAGUUUUGUAAUUUCAAUUCCAUUUCUAUGUCUAAAAGACAUUACAUAAGCGUAUCGGUGUAAAAGGUCAUUGGUAAUUUUUAAUAAAAUAGAUUAUAAGCAAAAAAAAGUUACAAUGUAAGCCUAAAUGUAUAAUCAAUAUUCAAUUAAUGUAUUUUUCUCUAGCAACUAUCCGUCACUAUAUAUCAAGUAUGAAAGUUGUACUGAGCUUGAUAUUUGAACAAAAAAUAAAACCAGACUAAUUUACAUUUUGACGUGUGACGACAAAAAAGAAGCAAAUAAAUGAUUAUGAAAUUAUAAUA
Molecule: messenger RNA, 4933 nt
Organism: Nymphalis io (European peacock)
Lineage: Eukaryota; Metazoa; Arthropoda; Insecta; Lepidoptera; Nymphalidae
Gene: drosha
Product: ribonuclease 3
Exons: 19
Coding region: 411-4598 (1395 amino acids)
Biological process (GO): rRNA processing; pre-miRNA processing; regulation of gene expression
Cellular component (GO): nucleus
Molecular function (GO): double-stranded RNA binding; ribonuclease III activity
Source: RefSeq, a predicted model, not a curated record